GCCUAGAGAGUAGAGUAGUAAAAAGUAGUAUUUUCACCGCUGAUUUAGAAAAUGUGAAAACUAAGCAAGCCUCUUGUUACACAGAAAUCAGUUGAGUAGUGGCUCAGUGAGAUUUUCGUGGUAGCUCAGUAGCCAGGAGUUCAAACAGCAGACAACAAUAUGGAGAUAAAGGAUUUUGAGACAAGUUCUGUGACGGCAGAUUCAAGUCCAGAUUCUGAUGAUUUAACUAGUGUCACGGAAACCCAGUAUGAAAUAUCCGCAGACAAUCUCCUUAAACCGGACACAGGCAUUGACUCAAAUUCAGAUUAUGUUCCUGAUAAUCAGGACAAUAGUAAAUCUAGACACUGUCGUCCAGACAUGUCUUCCCCUUAUUGGUAUAAUGAUAAAUGUUUUGCAAGAUACUGGAGACACUAUCAUCAAGUCAUGGGUUGGUAUCAAAAACAUUUAAACGUAUAUAAAUCUAUGCAGCAGCAAUGUUACUCGGACAGUUCCACGUUUCGUCCAUAUCAAAGUCGCAGACGCAAUAAUCAACCGAAAGAACACAAUCAUCAUCAUCAUCAUCAUCAUCGCACCAAAAGACGCAGACGGUCGAAGCAUAAAAGUAAGAAGCUGUGUGAAUCGGAUCGUGAAGCAGGUGAAUCAAGUUCAGUGGGUAAUCAAGAAGAACCUAUGAGUGGUACAGAGGCCGGGGAAGCCGUUGGUACCUCAGAAAAAGAAGAGUUUGAAAUGGAGAUAACUGACGAUAUGUUACAGUUCUUUGCUCAUUCACAACAACAUAGAAAAGAAAGGGAUAUGAAGAAGGAUGAUGAACUGGAAGAUGAUAGCAGGUCAAAUGUAAGGGUCAAUAUAGAAGAUGUCCACAAACAGAUGCCAACAGUUGAAGCCCCGAAGGAACGACCUGGAGUGAGACGAACAGCGGAGAUGAAGAUGUUGUAUGGUAAAGGUGCUGCUAUGAUUCAUGGGAUGGAAACCGCAUUACAAAUGACCUACGAUAGAAACAUUGACGUCCAACAACCUAAAGUGUGGCCUAAUAUUCCGUUACGUAUAACAUUCGCGGACUGAUAAGCCAGCUCAUAAUCAAUCUUCAGGCAGAUCGUGGAUCGGAUGGAAAAACAGGGGGUGCAGGAAAAGCCAUCAGUUUUAAUACCAAUGAAGAAGUUGUAGUGUCAUGUAGCUAAUGCUAGGUUCCCACUGUCGUGUGAUAUGUUACAAUAGGAAUGUCCCUAUCAGAGGUCGCAGUCACGCAAAAAUCUGCACAUUUCAUUCAUUUUUUUCAAAAUAAACGCAAAUAUUGGCGGACGCUGCGUAAUUUACACGCAGAAAAUUUCCCCGACGUGAGAAUAAUUGGAUUAUUCUAUGUCGUAAUUUGUACAAUUUAUGUGCCUCACACGGCAUUUACACACCUCUACUGCACGUAGUCUCCGUAGUUUUUUAUAUUUCCUCUUAUUUCAUUCAUAAGUUCAUGGCAGUAAACCUAUGUAACUAUCCUAUUGGAAGCAAUAAAGCGCAUUUCAUACAAGACUUGGGAUUGGCUAGAACACGAUAUACUGUUUACAUUCAGCCAAUCAAAUGUUGACUUUCAUAGCGAUAGUUUUCUCUUUACGUCCUGUCGAAGUGAAAGAUUGAAAUGACUGUGCCGUCAACCAUAAACAUGCCGUUAACCUCCAGUUGUCAUUAGACUAAAUACAGUAGGCAUAUCAAUGAAAUAAGGACGCUUCAAAUAGGGUUGUUCACAAAAGGACUUUACAUGCUUCUAUAUUGAGUAUUUUGAGAGGCUCUAAGUCACGCAGAUGUAGAGGGCAAAAACGCAAAAUUUUGGAAUGUCUGCGCUGGUCCCUAUUGGGUCCACGAUGCAGAUACGUUUCGAUACGAUCGACACGACUGACCUCAAUAUAUGAAAAGAUCUGAUAGGAUCACCAUACGAUUAUAACCACAAUUUCAAUCGUAGUGCGAAUUGUGAUAGUGAUAACCUAGCAUAAGCCAGGAAAGUGGACAUCUUCGAUGGACAGUGUCUGAUACAAAUUUGUAUUUUUUUUCAGUAUACUGCACAAAGUUAAGAAAUGUCUGCUAUUUCAGUGUAUAUACAUGUAUAUUAUAGACUUCAAUAAAUUCCUGAU
Molecule: messenger RNA, 2117 nt
Organism: Patella vulgata (common limpet)
Lineage: Eukaryota; Metazoa; Mollusca; Gastropoda; Patellidae
Product: gem-associated protein 8
Exons: 4
Coding region: 160-1062 (300 amino acids)
Biological process (GO): spliceosomal snRNP assembly
Cellular component (GO): SMN complex
Source: RefSeq, a predicted model, not a curated record